This is a messenger RNA of Phaedon cochleariae (mustard beetle), 924 nucleotides long. Lineage: Eukaryota; Metazoa; Arthropoda; Insecta; Coleoptera; Chrysomelidae. The record is from the annotation of a GenBank genome assembly.
AUGUGGGUCCCGGGAUACUCGGGGAUACCCGGAAAUGAGGUGGCAGACAGACUGUCAAGAUCGGUUCAGGACGGACCCCGCGGUCAGACCGGAACCAAUCUUAUGACUACCAAACAGUCUGGCAAUGUCCUCCAUAGAGGAACAGCUGCAAAAGCAAUUCCUCAAAAUAUAGCAGGACACACUAGGAAUGAGUCAAUCGAAGCUCCACAUAGAGGAACCUUCGAAGAGACUCACAGAAGAGGUUUUAUCCCUCAAGCACUGAUACAUCAGAGGAGGGCUGUCCUUGGCAACAUAAUUUUGAGGCCAGAGGACGUGGAAGAGAUCCAGCUAAGGAAGCUGCUGAACUUCUCCAAGGAAGUCGGCAUACCCAGCCGAAUGUCGAAAUUUGUAUUAUCUGUGUUGGCUCUCGCCACCUUUGCCCAAGCUGGCCUCUUGAACGUUGUACCACAACAUGCACCAUCCUAUGUAGCAUCUCCAGUGCUAUCCCAUGGAUAUGCAGGUCCUCAUGGUCAUGCUGCCCAACACGAAGACUACUACGCUCACCCCAAAUACGAAUUCAACUACGGAGUCCAAGAUGCCCACACCGGUGACCAGAAAUCCCAACACGAACAACGCGAUGGUGACGUAGUCAAGGGCUUCUACACCGUAGCUGAACCCGAUGGUACCCUCCGUACAGUCCACUACACCGCUGAUGACCACAACGGAUUCAACGCAGUCGUGGAGAAGCAAGGCACUCCGGUUUACCCAGCUCCAGCUGUACACUCUGCCCCAGCUUACAAAGUACAUGCUGCUCCAGCCUACAAUGUACAUGCUGCUCCAGCCUACAAUGUACAUGCUGCCCCAGCUUACAACGUACACUCUGCGCCUGCUUACAACGUACACGCUGCCCCAGUACAUGCUGCCCCGGCUUACUACCAUCAUUAG